AAUAAUGAUCGUCAUCCUUUCUAUAAAAUGAAACUCAUGUUUUACACUGAGUGCUGAUUGUCUGUAAAGAACUAGAGAUAAUUAAUUACAUUUCUGGAAGCAAGGAUGAGAAUCCACCAAGCUGGAUUUUUAUGAAAGAUACUAAUAAUUUUAAUUGAUUAGUAGGGAAAAGCACUAUCAGGACACUGCAAAUGGUGCAGUGGAACAAAAUAUUGACAGGAGAAAAUAAACAUCUAGAUGAGAUUCAGGAACAACCAAAGCAUUUACUGAUGGAGAAAAACGUGGACGGUUGUUCUGUGGAUGGCUUAGGCUCCGGUUUCUCGCGAGGUAGAUGCUUAAAGAAUGCUUUUACUGCCCCAGUUACACCGUCCUCCUUCUCCAUCGCCUUGGCAAGUUCAACUGCUCGUUCUUUCAUCUGACAAUGAUUAUUGGUAAGUUCAUUGAGAAAUGCAUUGCCAGAACAAAAUAUCUAGAAAUUUGCAGGGUUGGGCAGGAUCCAUUCCAGUUCCAGGGUGAAUUUAAAGUAGCAAGCAUUUACAAAUUUCUCAGAGAAAGGUACUAAACUGGCAAAUAGAUCUUAAACAAAUCAGAAAUUCUAGAAAAUACCAACAUAUGGCUACCUCCUUCAGAAGUUCCCUCGUCAUAUUUUUCUCACAAUGCCCAAACAUAUAUAAGGCUGGAAACUCAUGCCCAGAUAUCAAAAUUCAAAAUUACCUCUGGCUUCAACAUGAUCUCUAUUGCAUUAAUUAAUUUCUGAAGAGAGAAUUCCUCAACUGGUAUAGAUGGAGGCCCCAGUCCUCUGGCAUGCACCCGCUCUCCCCAGAAAGGUUGGUCACCAAAGAAAGGUACGAUAGUUGUUGGGCACUACAUUUGCAAAUACAUUGAAGGAUAAAAAAUAAGGUGUGAGGGAUCAGCAAAAAACCAAAAGCAAUCAUAAGGCAAAGAAUGCCGGCUUGUAGAACUAAAAGUGUAAAGGUAUAUUCUUGGUCAUUACAGCAGCUUUAAGGCCAGCAGCUGUUGUUCCAGCACCUCCAUGAUGAACCUGAAAGCAUAUUGCACAAAACAAUAAGAUCAUUCCAUCAAGAAAGAGGGUCAGUGACAGGGCAUGGAGGAACCAAGAUUGAGGCAAAGAAUGAAAAUUUCAUGUUAGCAUCCCUCAGGGAUUAAAAAGUUAUAAUAUUGGGGCUCAUAAUGAUAGCAAUUUUUCUUGCUGAACGCAGGCUUGUCAUCCAUCUGAAGUGCAACUAAUUUUUACUUUAGGUGACAUCUUUUGAAAGAGGCUGUGAAAAACCAGUCCGGACUGGCAGCCACUUUCUCCUUUUUGAAAUUCCCAUGUUACCUUUAUAAAAAAUAAAAAUAAAUAAAUAAAUAACCCCACUUCAA
Messenger RNA from Rubroshorea leprosula, 1383 nucleotides. Lineage: Eukaryota; Viridiplantae; Streptophyta; Magnoliopsida; Malvales; Dipterocarpaceae. The record is from the annotation of a GenBank genome assembly.